AUGGAUUAUCAUUGGGAUGAAGAUAUUGCAAUUGUUGGUAUUGGUUUAAGAUUACCAGGAGAAUGUUUCUCUGCCAAUCAAUUGUGGGAAAAACUGUCCAAUUCUUUCGAUGGUAUUGUUAAGGUGCCUUCCGAUCGGUGGUCACACAGCUUCUAUGAGAAUGGUGUCAUUGGGACAAAGAAUGCCGGAAUGUUGCCGUUGGACGAGUGGAAGAAGUUCGAUCCUCUCUUCUUUGGAAUCUCUCCAAAGGACUGUGCUGCUAUCGAUCCACAAGAGCGAAUGAUGCUGACUCUUACCUACGAAGCAUUGGAAGAUGCCCAGAUACCAUUGGCUCAAGUUCGUGGCACUAAAACUGGAGUGUUUGUCGGUGUCUCCAAUAUCGAUUUUCGAGUGAUGACCGAACGUCAAUCGACAAUCGAUAGCCGUCCAACACUACUAAACGAUAUCUAUAGCUAUGGAAUGAUAGCGAAUCGUGUUUCUUUUUGCUACGAUUUUCGUGGUCCUUCCGUAGGUCUGGACAGUGCUUGUUCCUCGUCGUUGUUUGCUGCCGACCAAGCUUGUCAAUCACUACUUAGCGGUAGUUCCGAUAUGGUUGUUUGCGGUGGAAUCAAUGCGCUGUUCGACCCUGAUACAUCGGCUGGUUACAGCUGUCUCGGUGUUAUCAAUGACUAUUGUCGAUCGUUUGAUGCCGAUGGCAAAGGAUUUGUCAGAUCUGAAGGUGGUGCUGCGGUGAUUCUCAAGAGAUUAUCGGAUGCCGAACGUCUUGGUAACCGUAUCUACGCCGUUAUCAAGUCUAGAAGUUCAAACAGUGAUGGUCAUUACAAUAAACAUACAAUGUCAACCCCUUCCGCUGCUUCUCAAGCCGAUAAUAUAAAGUUGGCACUGGCUCGUGCUGAUAUAGCUGCUUCACAGAUCUACUAUGUUGAAGCGCAUGCCACUGGAACGGUUAUUCCAUUCGGUGAAUGGAACAUCAAAGUUGUCACGACCACAGAAGAUCUUCCAACUGAUCAAACAAUCCUAAUGGGUGUCAAUUCAUUUGGAAUCGGUGGUACAAACUGUCAUAUGAUUCUUCAAGAAUAUAAAAAGAAAGCUACUAAUCAACAACAACAGCAACAAAACAAUAUUCUAAAUGUAAACUAUUUAAUUCCAAUAAGCGGAAAUUCAUUAUUAUCAUUAGAUAACUACAUUGGUUGUUUAAUGGAUAAGGAGAAUGAAUAUCAGAACAAAUUGCCAUUCAAUGAAUUUGUAAUGAAUCAAUGUCUAUCAAAGUCAUAUCAUUCACAUAGAAAGGUGUUCAUUGCCAGUGAUUGGAAUGAUUUCAUCGAACAGAAAUCAACUGUACAAUCACAACUUCCACCUAUGGCUGCAAUGAGUAACGAGCAGAGAUCUAGCUCUGGAAAGAAAGUGAUAUAUGUUAUGUGUGGUCAAGGUCCACAAUGGAAUCAGAUGGGUAUGCAACUCUACCAUUCAGACCAACACUAUAAAUCCAACGUAGAUCGCAUAGACUCUCUAUUUUCCAAAUACACUGGAUAUAGUAUCAUUGGUAGACUCAAUGAUAUUCCAAGUGAAUCGAACGAUAUCCACCAUCCAAUAUUAGCACAACCAUCACUCUUUAUCUUUCAAGUAUCACUAGUUGAACUCUAUAAGAAAUGGGGUAUUAAUCCUUCAAUUGUAUUAGGACAUAGUUUUGGUGAUAUAACUGCAUGCUAUAUUUCAGGAUUAGUGUCUUUGGAAGAUGCUGUGAAAAUUGUAUAUUAUAGAUCGAUCUAUCAGAAUGAAACAAUUGGUAGUGGAAGAAUGUUAGUUGUUGGUAUGAAUGAAAAUGAUUACCAAUCACAAUAUCUAAAUCGAUUUCCUACUCUUGAGAUUGCUUGCUACAACUCACCAAACUCGAUUGUUCUCACUGGAAAUGAAAUACUCUUGGAUGAGCUGUCAUCGCUAUUGAAAUCCAAUGGUACUUUUAAUACAUUCCUUAGAUCACCAUGUUCAUUCCACUCACACAGUCAAGAUACUAUCAAAGACAAACUCCAUCAAUCACUCUCCGAUAUCGAUAUAGAUGGUAACUCAAAGAUAACCAUCCCAUGGUAUUCAACUUUAACAAGUGAAAAGCAAUCUUCGAUCAACUCUGAAUAUAUCUUCGAGAACAUUAGGAAACCAGUGUUGUUUAGACAAACACUAGAAACACUGGUUAGAGAUAUUGGAAAUGAAUCAUCACUCGCCAAUGACUAUAUAUUCCUUGAAAUUGCACCACAUCCAACACUUUCAAAUCUAAUCACUCAAAACAUUCCAACUGCCAAAGUCGUCAAUCCUUUAGUUAGAAACAAAGAUGAAUCCAUCUAUUUCCUGGCAUCGAUUGCUUCACUUCAUUGUCUUGGUGUAACAGUUAAUUUCCAAUGCCAAUUCACCCGUCAACAAAUAUUGGAUACACAAUGGAAGGAUCGUACAUCUAUUCUUCCAAGAUACCAAUGGGAUAGUGAAAUGUUUUGGUAUGAAACUUCACUCUCUAAAUUCAAGAGAUUGAAUGGUCCUUCCACAACAUUACUUGGUACACCGAGUGUUUAUAACGGUCAACAAAGCUAUCAUUCCGAUAUCGAUAUCAAGAGAGCGCCAUUCCGUUAUCUCCAAGAUCAUUGCGUCAAGGAUAAACCAUUGUUUCCAGGUGCUGGUUAUAUUGAUUGUAUCAUCGAAGCACUCAGAACCAACAAAAUGGAUAUAAAUAUCUGCAAUUUGCAAUUCUUGAAUCCAGUGUUUCUCAACGGUGAUAACAGAUCCUCUCAACAUAAUAACCUCCAAUUCCAAAGAAUGCAAACAACCAUAGAUAAACUGUAUGCCAACGACUACCAAAUUCAAUUCUUCAACAAAAAUGGUGAAUGCCAUGACGACAGUCUGCAAUGGAACAAAUCUGCACAAGCCAGAGUCUCUCUUUCAACCCCAAGAUCUCCGAAGUCUAUCGAUUUAAUUCAACUCUCAGAGAAAUGUGAUCUCACUAAAAUGACCUCCGAUGAGCUCUAUGAGAGGGCCGCAAGAGUUGGUUUAAACUAUGGACCUGCCUUCAAGUGUAUUAAAUCAAUGUUAGUGGGUGACAAAUCAACAUUAGCAACAAUUUCAAUCAAUAACAACUACAACAACAACUAUCCAAAAAACAUUAUUAAUGCAAUAAUACUAGAUAAUUGUGCACAUGGACUUAUUGGUCUCUUGGAAGAAAGAAGACAAUUUAUUUUCAAAUCAAUUGAAGAUAUGACUAUCAACUAUCAACUGUUGGAACAAAUUGAACAAUCUCCACCAACGGAAAUGUUAUUGGCAUCGACUCUAACUCACACUGAUGCAUUCAACUACUCUGGUCGUUGCUCAUUGGCUCUUCCAAACGGACAAGUACUAUUGGAAAUUGGAAAAUACACCAUCUCUACCCAAGAUAGAUUGAAACGUAAGACAAUUAAAUAUCCAUCCAAUGAACUCUAUGAAACAUUCUUGACUCCUAAAGAAUCAUCAUUUCCAGAGAUUUCCUCUGUUCAACUUGCUCCACUUCCUAGAGAAUCGUUUGACUGCCAAGCCAUCCUCUCUACAACACCAGAGGCAAUCAGAUUCCUAUGUCAUUCAAUGAUGAACUUAAUCCCUGGAUUCAAUCUUCAUGAUGCUCUCAAUCAAUCUAUUGAACAAUCAAUAGUCAGCUUCAACAUUCAACAAAGUAGAUCCAAUGGCCUACUGUUCAAAAGAUGCAUUGAAAUGUUGAGAGAGUAUCGCGAUUCUCUCACUACCUACUCCAUCUCCAGCGAAUACUUGGAUCAAUUGCACUUGAAGUAUCCAACGCUGGUCAAUAGGGAGUUGGAAGUGAUGAAGACUGCUGCAGAUAAAGCCUUAUCGCCCAAAAAACAAAGAAAGACAAUCAAACUGUUGGAGAUUGGUGGUGGAACAGGAUCACUUACACACGUCCUAAUUUCUGAAUUGGAUCGUGUUCUCGCCAAUCAGAAUUACGUUCAAAUCUACUACACAUUCACUGAUGUAUCGCCAUUCUUUGUUACACCAAUGAAGGAGUACUAUUCCAAUGUUUCAUUCCAAUCAAAGAAUAAUCUUCAUAUUAAAUUCAAGACAUUAGAUCUCGAACAAGAUUGUCUGAAACAACGAUAUCUUCCAGGUUCAUACGAUAUGAUACUUAUGUCAUUUGUUAUCCAUGUUGUUCCAAACAUCAAGCAGACUCUCAAUAACAUCCAGAAAAUAAUGGCACCACAUGGAUGGCUACUCUUUAUAGAACCAAACUACAAGGUACCACUCAUUGAUAUAUCAUUUGGUGGAUUCUCUCAGAUAUGGAGUUUCAACGAUGAUAUUCGUGAUCACUAUUCACUCAGACCAAUGGAAUGGAUGAAUAUUCUCUCAAAGGAUAUUGGAUUCAAAAACACUCGUGUCAUUGGUCCCAAUGAUUCGAAUGGUUAUCAAUUAUCUUGUGAAUCAGGUCUAUCUUAUAUCGUAUUAUCACAGAGAACAGCUAUCAAAGAAUUGGAUAUCUAUUCAUAUUUAUCAACACCAAAUACAACUACUACAACUUUAAUAGUUGGUAACAAAGUGCAAGAAUAUCAGCAAGUAUUGGAAAACAAUUCAUUUACUACUGUCAAAUGUAAUGAAAUUGAACAAUCAACCUGUCAACUUUUAAAGUCAAGCAAUAUUAUAUUCUUACCAGCAGGUGAACAACAAACAUAUCAAACAUAUCAAGAAACUAUCUUUCAACUGUCAACUCUUUUAAAGUUGUUCACUCAACAACCAGCAAAUCAACAACCAAACAUCAGUGUAAUCACAAGAGAUUGUAAAUCAUCAAAUUUCUUCUCAAACUCUUUGGUUGGAAUUGUUAGAACAGCACUCAACGAUUAUCAGGAUCUAAAAAUAACUCAUAUUGACAUUUCCGCUUCUUCGCUGGGUGUAGAGACUCUAAAUACAAUCAUUCAACUCUCAAAUAAUUUCGAAACACUUGGUGAUAAUGAAUAUUAUAUCGAUUGUUCUGGCAAUAUUAUGGUGGAAAGAGCGUUCAAGAUCAACAAGGAGUUGCUAGCAACAUCGUUGGCAUAUGAAACCGAUCCUUCACUACUUGGUUGCAAUGUCAAUAUAAACCUUGAAUUCAAGUUGUUUGAGAGAGAUGCUCAACUUGCACCAAACGACAUCGAAGUACACGUUCAAGCAGUCGGUCUGAACUUCAAAGAUCUCAUGUUUUAUCGACGUGCACUACCACAGGAAAUGAUAACAACAGGAGAUGUUAUGCAUCCUCCCAUUGGUUUGGAACUCUCUGGUAUAGUAACAAGAGUUGGCAGCUCAGUGUCUGAAUUCAAAGUUGGUGAAGAAGUAUUUGGUUUCUGUUCUCAUUCAAUGACAUCACAUAUAAUCGAAUCCAAAGAUCGUUUUAUUCAUAAACCAUCGUCCAUUUCAUUUGCCGAGGCAGCUUCACUUCCUAUUACCUAUGGUACAGUCUAUCAUUCUUUGAUGAAUAUAUGUCAAUUCGAUCCAGACAACGACACGGUAUUGAUCCACUCGGCAACUGGAGGUGUUGGAAUUGCUGCACUCAACAUACUGAGAUGGUUAAAUUGUAAGAGAGUCUACGCAACUGCCGGGUCAAUAGAGAAAAUAGAAUACCUAAAAUCCAACUACUCUGAUAUUCUAAUCGAUGUUUUCCUCUCUACAACCACCGAAUUUGCACAGCUAAUCAAAGAGAAAUGUGAUGGUGUGGAUGUGCUACUCAAUACACUAUCUGUCGAUUUCAUGACUUCAAACUUCAAGGCAUUAAGACCAUAUGGUAGAAUUGCAGAUCUUUCUUUAACACAUGUAUACAAUAAGGAAAUUAUUGACUAUGGAAGUUUUAAUGGUGAUCAUGGUUAUCAUGCAGUAAAUUUCCAAUCGAUUUGCGACAACCGAACAAAAUACACCAAUGGAAUGCUCAGGAAAAUUGUUGAAGCAAUUCACUCGAAUCAGUUGGAGCUACCACCAAUUCAAUCGUUCUCUGCCCUCAAUGUCAAACAAGCUGUUGAAUCUAUGAAAAAUAGAACUCACAUUGGAAAGUUUGUAGUAGAUUGCUCUGAUCUUUCGAGAGAUAUUCUGAAGCCGUUGAUUGAAUAUAGAUCAGCAAGCCCUACACCAAAGUUCAACUUCAAGGUGAAUCUAUCCAAUAGUAUUCUGGUCACAGGUCAAAAGGGAAUCUCGCUGGAAUUAAUCAAAUUCUUAACCAAACACUCAAGUGCCAAGGAUAUCAUUGUACUCUCUAAAUCAACACUCAAAUACCGUCUGGAAAAGUUGAUAAAUCUCUCCACCUCACCAAAGAUUCACUUUUAUCAAACCGAUGUAUCCAACAAAGAAGAAUUGGAGUCUACCAUGUCAACAAUAAUAGAAAAAUACCCACCAAUCGAAACGGUUUUCCAUUUAGCUGCUAUCUUUGAAGACCAAACGCUAACUGACUUGACAUUCGAAAACAUCAAGAAAAUUCACGACCCAAAGGUAUUGGGUGCCGUCAAUCUUCACGAAACUACCAUCGCUCACAACAUUCCAGUUAAACAGUUUGUUGUGUUCUCAUCUAUUUCAUCAUUCAAUGGAUCGACUGCCCAGCCAUCAUACAACUCCUCCAAUCUGGUGGUAGACUCGCUAUGCAACUUUAGAAAUGAACAACUUGAACUAUGCUCGAAAUCCAUUCGUUUUGGUCCGUUACUGGGAGAAGGUAGAGUUUCAGACUCGGUAGGAAUCAUUGAAUUCUUCCUUUCUCGUGGUAUGGAAUCGCUUCCUGUUUCCAAAUUCUUGGGUGGUCUCGAAGCUAUACUUUCACAAUAUACCUACUCCAAUGUUAUCGUUGGAGACAUCGCCACCUCGAAAAUAUAUGACUAUCAUCCUCAAAUCCGACCAAAGAUUGAACAUCUGAUCGAAGGUGAAACUGGUACCAAAACCAAAGUGGACCAAUCAAGAGAUACCGAAGAUAUCGUGACAAGUACAUUGGCAUCGCUUCUCUCCAUAUCACCAAGCAAACUGUCUGCUGAUACGCAACUAAUGGAUUUUGGUGUCGAUUCUCUAAUGACAAUUCAAGUGAAAUCGUUUUUCGAUCAACAGUUUGACAAGGAGCUAUUCAAUAUUACAUCAAUUCCCACAAUGACAAUCAAUCAAAUAGUUUCAAAGAUCAAGUCAAAACAAAAUACCAUUCCACCCAAAAAUACAACAACAAAAAAUGUGCUGUUAAACAUAAACAAACUUCAAAUAAAUCUAAAAGUGUAG
Messenger RNA from Heterostelium album PN500, 7230 nucleotides. It is a transcript of the gene pks14, whose product is annotated as putative polyketide synthase. The record is from RefSeq and is a predicted model, not a curated record. NCBI's taxonomy places the organism in Eukaryota, Evosea, Eumycetozoa, Acytosteliales, Acytosteliaceae. Gene Ontology annotation, molecular function: acyltransferase activity; oxidoreductase activity. The coding region runs from base 1 to 7230 and encodes 2409 amino acids. The transcript has 5 exons.